Molecule: messenger RNA, 1765 nt
Organism: Puntigrus tetrazona (Sumatra barb)
Lineage: Eukaryota; Metazoa; Chordata; Actinopteri; Cypriniformes; Cyprinidae
Gene: asb13b
Product: ankyrin repeat and SOCS box containing 13b
Exons: 6
Coding region: 135-1022 (295 amino acids)
Biological process (GO): positive regulation of protein catabolic process; intracellular signal transduction; protein ubiquitination
Molecular function (GO): protein binding
Source: RefSeq, a predicted model, not a curated record
CCUACAACUAGAGCAUCAUUCUCCACAGAAGAACUGAAUUCAGGCCGAGUGUUUGUAAACUAUGGCUGGACCUUCAUGCCGUUUAGAUAUGUGACGCACGCACUCUUCGUUUAUUCUCUCAUAAAUAGGAGUAAAUGAUGGAAUUUGAAAUAACGCGCACAAGACCUUCGCUUUUUGGCGACAUUGCUCAUGGUCUGGGGUUCUGGACCGAUCGCUCGGCGGUGCAUGAGGCCGCGGCUCAGGGCAGAGCUGUGCAGCUUCAGAAGCUGAUCGAGAACGGAGCGUCUGUCAACAUUGUGGCCGUGGACUCAAUUACUCCCCUGCACGAGGCCUGCAUUCAGGGCCAGACGCAGUGUGUGAAGCUGCUCCUGGACGCUGGAGCUCAUGUCGAUGCUCGUAACAUUGAUGGCAGCACUCCGUUGUGUGACGCCUGUGCUGCUGGCAGUCUGGAGUGUGUGAAGUUACUGUUAGAACAUGGAGCCACAGUAAACCCUCCCCUCUUCACCUUCUCACCCCUGCAUGAGGCCUGCAUGGGCGGUAACUCUAAAUGUGUUCAGCUCAUGAUCGAUGAAGGUGCGUUCAUGGAAGCUCACGACUGUCACUUUGGCACUCCUCUGCAUGUGGCCUGUGCGAGACAACAUCUCGACUGCGUCAAAGUUCUGCUCAACGCAGGUGCAAAUGUAAAUGCUGCUAAACUUCACGAGACCGCACUGCAUCAUGCUGCCAAAGUGAAAAAUCUGGACCUAAUUGAGCUUUUGGUAGAAUUUGGGGGAAACGUUUUUGCCCGAGACAACCUGGGAAAAAGGCCCAUUCAGUACACCAGAGCCGGCUCGUCUCCUGCGCUCUGCCUCGAGUUUUAUGAAGCCACACCUCUCAGUCUUCAGCAGUUAUGCAGAAUUGCUUUCAGAAAUGCCCUCGGGAAACGAGCGCUGGGGGUACUGACUCAACUGGGCCUCCCAAACCGAAUCAUCUGUUUCCUGUCUUAUGUACCAGCUCCUCCCCUGGAGCUCUUCCAGUCCUGACGAUCCGCUCCGCUGCGUCUGUCCAGGUCACGAAUAAUGGCCACAACACUGACUGUGUUUAAGAAUAAGGGAGAUUUCUUAUUGUGAAGCGAAGCUGCUUUAACAGCUGCACUCGGUAUUUGUCACGUGUCUGAUAUUUUCCCGCUGUUACCGACAUGGACGUUUGGUAUGGAUGCAGUUUACUGCCAAAAUAAUUUGAAAGAAGCACCUUUCACUGUAUUUGUGAUGUGUUGCGUCACAUUUUUGCUGCUGACACAUCUUACGAUGAGGCACAAUAAAAGACAAAGAGCUUGUUUUCUCACAAUUAAUCCAAACCAGAAUAAUAGUUGUGCAAUUAUAUUUCAUAAUCUGCAUUGUAUUAUCUCAUUUAAACUGUUAGAUUUGUAAAUCCACUGUUUAUAGUCUUAUUUUAAUUCAGUUUUAUAUGAAUUGUGUAUGUCAUAGAUGACAUUUCAAUGUGUAUAAAAUAUACAUGAAUAUAUUGCUUUAUAAAUGAAUGUUGUACAUGGAUUGUUUUAAAAUGUCGUUUUGGUUUUGCUUCUGUUGUAACUUAUUGAACAUAAUUGUAACAGAAAUUGUAACUUCUUUAUUACACAGUAUUACCGUUAUGUUUUACUUGAACUGUGGUGACCAGACUUACUACUUAAAUGAACACAAUAGAUUUUGUUUUCAGUCACUGCCCUAAAGUCUUAAUUUAAUUCUUAAUAGUUUGCGCAUACUGAUAUUAAAGGUUUUAUAUUAUA